Gastrolobium bilobum is the source of this 2658-nucleotide messenger RNA. Its product is annotated as ent-kaurene synthase TSP4, chloroplastic-like. NCBI's taxonomy places the organism in Eukaryota, Viridiplantae, Streptophyta, Magnoliopsida, Fabales, Fabaceae. Gene Ontology annotation, molecular function: terpene synthase activity; magnesium ion binding. Bases 1 to 2658 code for a protein of 885 amino acids. The record is from RefSeq and is a predicted model, not a curated record. The transcript has 15 exons. Gene Ontology annotation, biological process: gibberellin biosynthetic process. Gene Ontology annotation, cellular component: chloroplast.
AUGAUUUCCUUUUUAACAGAUUUAUCAAUGAUUGCAUCAAAUGUAAAGAAGAAAAAGGACACCACAGCUUUGUGCCUUGAAGACACUAAAGAAAAAAUCAAGAACAUGUUCAACAAGGUUGAACUUUCUAUUUCAGCAUAUGAUACAGCUUGGGUGGCAAUGAUUCAUUCUCCAACUUCUCCUCAAGCCCCAUUUUUCCCUCAGUGCUUAAAUUGGUUGUUGGAUAAUCAACUCUUUGAUGGCUCCUGGGGUCUUCCCGGUCGCCAUCCGAUAUUGAUGAAUGAUGCUCUCUUAUCUACCUUAGCAUGUAUCCUUGCAUUAAAGCAAUGGAGUACUGGUGAAGAUCAAAUUAACAAAGGUCUUGAAUUCAUUGAGUCAAACAUUACUUCAAUCAAUGAUGAGAAGCAACGCCCUCCCAUAGCAUUUGAUAUACUUUUUCCUUCUUUGAUUGAAUAUGCACAAAUUUUGGGCAUUAACCUUCCAAUUGGAGCUGCAAGCUUAGAAUCAAUGAUCCAGAAGAGAGAAAUAGAGCUCCAAAGGGGCAGUCAAAACAACUCAGAAGGGUGGAGAGCAUAUCUAGCAUAUGCUUCAGAAGGAAUGCUGAAGAAGUCACAGGACUGGAAAACAAUCAUGAAGUAUCAAAGAAAGAAUGGAUCUUUGUUUAAUUCACCUGCUACAACAGCAGCUGCUUUUCAGCACCUUAAGAAUAAUGACUGUCUUAAUUACAUCCAAUCAGUAUUAGAAAAAUUUGGUAAUGCAGUUCCAACAGUUUAUCCUCUGGAUAUAUAUGCCCGUCUCUAUAUGAUUGACAGUCUUGAAAGGUUGGGUAUUACUCAUCAUUUCAAAGAGGAAAUUCGAGGUGUAUUGGAUGAAACAUACAGAUAUUGGCUGCAAGGAGUGGAAGAAAUAUUCUUAGAUCCCACCACUUGUGCAAUGGCAUUCCGUAUAUUGCGUCACAAUGGCUAUGAUGUAUCUUCAGAUCCAUUUUAUCAAUAUUCCGAAGAUAAAUUUGCCGAUUCCUUGAAAGGGUACGUGAAGGAUGUUGAUGCUGUUUUAGAAUUAUAUAAGGCUUCAGAAGUCAUUAUACAUCCAGAUGAAUCAAUUUUGGCAAGAAAAAAUACCUGGACAAGACAUCUUCUUAAGCAGGAAUCUUCCCCUUACCGAGUUUUUUCUGAUAAACUUGGUAGUUAUGUUGACCAUGAGGUCAAUGACGUUCUUAAUUUUCCUUAUCAUGCGAAUUUGGAGCGUUUGUUAAACAAGCGAUCAAUGGAGCAUUACAAGGUAGAAGAAGCAAGGAUUUUAAAAACAUCAUAUAGAUCUUGCAAUCUUGCAAACCAAGAAAUUCUAAAGCUAGCAGUAGAAGACUUCAAUCUAUGCCAAACAAUACAUAGUGAAGAGCUGAAACAACUUGAAAGGUGGGUUAUUGAGAACAGACUAGACAAACUAAAAUUUGCAAGACAGAAAAUAGCCUAUUGUUUCUUCUCCGUUGCAGCUACACUUUUCUCUCCUGAACUUUCUAAUGCUCGCAUAUCAUGGGCAAAAAAUGGGGUGCUCUUAACAGUUGUUGAUGAUUUCUUUGAUAUUCGGGGUUUUGAAGAAGAGCAAGUGAACCUUAUUCAAUUAGUGGAGGAGUGGAAUGUAGAUAUCAACAGUGUUUGUUGUUCUGAGAUAGUUAAGAUAAUAUUUUCUGCAAUUCACGGAAAUAUUUGUGAGAUUGGAGAGAGAUCAGUCAAGCAGCAAGGACGUAACGUGAAAAAAAAUGUUAUCAAAUUUUGGUUGGAUAUGAUUCAAUCUAUGUAUAGAGAAGCUGAGUGGUCGAGAACCAAAGUUGUCCCAACAAUUGAUGAUUAUAUGCAAAAUGCAAACAUAUCAUUUGGCUUAGGAGUAAUAGUCCUUCCAGCACUCUACCUCGUUGGACCUAAGCUUUCAGAUGAAGUUGCUGAAAAUAAUGAAUUGGAUUGUUUGUUUAAGCUCAUGAGCACUUGUGGGCGUCUUCUUAAUGAUAUUCAUAGUUUUAAGAGAGAAUGUGAGGAAGGGAAAUUGAAUGCAGUGACUUUGCGUAUUGCUCGUAGCAAUGGACUUAUUACUGCAGAAGAUGCCAUUGAAGAGAUGAAGGGUAUUAUUGAGGAUAAGAGAAUAGAACUCCUGAGAUUAAUUUUGCAAGAAAAAGGAAGCAUAGUUCCAAGAGAUAUCAAGGAAUUGUUUUGGAAAAUGACGAAAGUGUUGCACCUAUUUUACAUGAAGAAUGAUGGAUUUACUUUACUUGAGAUGCACUCUAAUGUAAAUGCUGUAAUUAAAGAGCCUGUCAUCCUUAGUGAAUUGUUGUAUUGGUGCAAUGUUCUUGAGCAGUUAUGUCCACAAGUGCAAGUAAUUCUUCUAAAUGGUCUCUUUGAUCAUCUUGAAAAGUUAGCUUUCGAUAUUCCUACAGCAGAUAAGAGUCAAUGGGAGAGGUUUGAUUAUCAGUUAUGUGCUUUGUUGUUAAAGUUCAAGGAACCUAAUAUUUUAAUUAAUUUUAGGACUUUAAGAUGUGUUACUUUUUGGAACAAGGCUCGCAGUCUAUUUGCUAAUGACAUUCAAUACUCAUAUGAUUCAACCCAGAAAUUGGCUUCCCUUCAACAGCCAGAUCGUGACAUGACUGGUUUUAUUGCUCAGGCAUAG